AUGGCCGGUCGUACAGCUGUGAUAUCUGGCUCGUCCAAAGGCAUCGGAGCAGGCAUCGCCAAGGAACUGUCCAACCGCGGGGCAAAUAUCGUCCUCAACUACCCCUUUCCGUCCCUGGAAGAUGAGUGUGAAUCCGUGGGCAGAACCCUCAAGACAGAUUGGAUUGCUGUUUGUGCAGACCUCGCUUCACAUAGCGGUCCAUCAGACUUGGUGCAGCAGGCGGUAGCCAGGUUCGGUCACAUCGACAUCCUCGUCAGCAACGCCGGCUACGUGCCCAUCGCGCCUCUCUGGGACGCCACACUGAGCAUGUGGGAUCGCGCCAUGGACCUUAACGCACGCGGUGCCUUCGCACUGGUCAAGGCGUCGCUGCCACACCUGACUCCGUACAAGCCCGCCGAGCCGCCGAACAUGUCUGGCGCAGUUGGUGGCUCGCGGAUUGUUAUUGUCGGCUCAGCUGCUUCGCGCGUGCCAAAGGCAGGCCAGGGGAUCUAUGCGGCAACGAAAGGGGCUCUCGAUUCUAUUUUACGCGUUUGGGCGAAGGAGUUACCGCCGAGGUACGGCUGCACCGUCAACAUGGUGGCUCCGGGACCGGUGUUGACGGAGAGCUUUCUGGAGCAUUUCACUGAUGAGGAAUGGGACAAGGUGCGAGAGGUGUUGAUCAGGGACACGCCGGUGGAGGGCGGUGCGGCGUCUGUGGAGGAUGUUGCCUGGGCUGUGGCUUUUCUCGCGGAGGAAAGGUCCCGCUUCAUCAAUGGCGAGUUUAUGCUUCUGUCUGGAGGAGUGUCAAUGACGUGA
Messenger RNA from Diaporthe amygdali, 795 nucleotides. RefSeq lists its product as uncharacterized. The record is from RefSeq and is a predicted model, not a curated record. Lineage: Eukaryota; Fungi; Ascomycota; Sordariomycetes; Diaporthales; Diaporthaceae. Gene Ontology annotation, molecular function: oxidoreductase activity. The coding region runs from base 1 to 795 and encodes 264 amino acids. The transcript has a single exon.